AUCCAAGUAAAAUCUCAAUCAACAACAGUACAGAAAAUAUCGACAUGUUACUACAAUUUAUACGUGCAUAGUCUAGUAAGUGUGUGAUCUGCGAAAUUGAAGCUCUGUGGGAAUGUAGUCUGACGUCCGGCCGUGGAAGUAAUUGGUCCGCAGAGCUUGUUAUCAUCACCAGAAAGUGCUACAUACUGACGAUUAAAAUGCCGCAUGGAAUCGAACGGAUCGCUGCUGGCAUUCUCUGCCCAGCUAGUCGGCUGCGUUAUCUCGAGGUACCCGCUGUCGCUGCAUCAGUCGCUAGAUUUUGCAGGAGCAGCCGAUCUUCUUCUCAACCAUGUCAACAUAGUUGUCUUUUCAAGCGGAAUUCUUCUUCACCGGGACAUCGAAUUCCCCACAAACUAAGAAAUAUCAGAGCUGAUAACAUUCAAUUUAAAGAUAACAAAUACAAGUGUUAUUCUUCAUCCUCUCCAUCAGCUGAAAAUCAAAGAACAAUUUUUGCUUUGGCAAGUGGACAUGGAAAAUGUGGAGUUGCAGUUGUGAGAGUUUCAGGCCCUCAAGCGAAGGUGGUCUUUGAUAAAAUGAUUCCAAGCAAGAGGGCAAUUGGAACCAGACAAGCAGUUUUGUCACCAAUUUAUGAUCCCACAACAAAUGAAUUAAUCGACCAUGGGCUGAUUCUGUGGUUUACUGGUCCAAAGAGUUUUACAGGAGAAGAUGUGUGUGAGCUUCAAGUCCAUGGGGGACCAGCAGUAAUUGCUGCCCUCUAUGGGGCACUAGGAAAGCUUGAUGGAUUUCAUCUGGCGGAACCUGGCGAGUUCUCAAAGAGAGCAUUCUAUAAUGGCAAGCUUGACCUUACAGAAGUAGAAGGUCUUGGUGACCUUAUACAGGCAGAGACUGAAGCCCAGAGACAACAAGCUGUACGUCAGAUGUCUGGAGUCCUGAGUAAACUGUAUGAAGGGUGGAGAGGCAGGCUGAUCAGGACGGUAGCACACGUUGAGGCAUUUAUUGACUUUAGUGAGGAUGAAAACAUAGAGGAAGGUGUCUUAGAAGAGGCCAGGCAGGAGGUUGAGCAACUUUUGACCGAAGUUAGACGACAUCUACAAGACAGCAGGAAAGGUGAAAGGUUAAGGAGUGGUGUCCACGUCACCAUAGCUGGCCAACCCAAUGUUGGGAAGAGUACACUACUCAAUGCACUUUGUCAACGCCCUGCAGCCAUCGUCUCACCCAUCGCUGGAACGACCAGGGAUGUGGUGGAAUCGUCUCUCAACAUUGGCGGAUACCCUGUCAUCCUCAGUGACACUGCUGGGAUACGGGAGAGCUUAGAUGAGAUAGAGAGGGAAGGAGUGCGUAGGGCCAGAGAGAGAACAAACCUCGCUGACCUUGUCAUCUACAUGCUGGAUGCAACAACACUCGAUCCUCAACCAUCCCCCAAGGCCUUCCUAGAGCAGAUUGAUUCCUAUGUGACACAAUCCAAACUCUGGGAGAACAGAACUCCUAGACUAUGUGAUGAGAACACUCCCGUAAACAAUGAGAACAGCCCUGUAAGCAAUGAGAACAGUCCUGUAAGCAAUGACAAUGAUGGGGAUCAAAGGGACGUGAUUGUGAUGGUCAAUAAAAUGGAUCUGGUGGAUGGAGAGUCUAAGACCAUGCUGCUUUCCGUCAUGCCUGAUGUCUUGAUGCGACGGGGCAACGGAGAGAGGGAAAGGCAGAGUGUCCUGCCUGUGUCCUGUAAAACAGAGGAAGGGAUGGAUGGAUUCCUUGACUUGCUACAAGAAAAAUUAAAGAAGAUGUGCAGCAAUCCUACAUCUUCGGACCCGUACCUGACCCAAGAGCGCCAUCGCAACCAUCUCACAGAGUGCGCCCUCUCUCUGCAAUCCUUUGAAAGUCGGGACGAUCUUGUCAUGGCCGCGGAGGAGCUGAGGAUCGCCCUGCGGCAGCUCGGGAAGAUAACGGGUCAUGUGACCACUGAGGAGGUGCUUGAUGUCAUCUUCAAAGAUUUCUGUAUUGGGAAGUGAUGAUUUACGUUGCUUCUAUUUGCUGUCUUCCAAGUUGUAAUAUCAGGGAUUUAGGCAAAUGCGUUAAUAUUUUUGAAUUUAAUGAUAAUGGCAAUAUAUGGGAUUAUAAGUUUGUCUAAUCUCAGAUUGGAGUAAUUGAUUUGUUAACGUAAGGAAUACCUCUUGAUCGUACCAGCCUUAUUUUCAUUGAUCUUGAAUAUUUGAAGAAACUCUCCACAGUGUCUUAAGAAAAAAUCCCUCUAGAGGUAUGUCAGUAUCUAUGAUUAUAACAUUCUAGUUGUGAUAAAACAUCAGCACUUCCCCCUUCCAGUGGUCGAAAAAAAAGAUGCAACAUCUAUGCUUGUAUUUCUCAAAGAAAGAUUAAUAAUUUUUUGGGGGACCUGCUAUAUUAAUCUUAUAUUCAUGUUAUAUUGUAUUAUUGAGUGACACUUCUUGGUUAGGUUUGAUUCUAUGGCUGCCGUUACAUAACUAGCCCCUACAGAAAUUCUUGCCAUCAUUUUGUUCUGCUUUUUGAAAGUAAAACUCAGUAUUUUUUUUUUAUUCAUGUACCAGUAUUUGAGAUUUAGUCUUCAUAUUCUUGUAAAAAUAUGAGUAAUACAUGUAUAUGGCAUGAUAAAGCAUAGUAUUCUUGGUAUUCACUACA
Messenger RNA from Strongylocentrotus purpuratus (purple sea urchin), 2649 nucleotides. It is a transcript of the gene gtpbp3, whose product is annotated as tRNA modification GTPase GTPBP3, mitochondrial. Lineage: Eukaryota; Metazoa; Echinodermata; Echinoidea; Camarodonta; Strongylocentrotidae. Gene Ontology annotation, molecular function: GTPase activity; protein binding; GTP binding. The transcript is spliced from 9 exons. The record is from RefSeq and is a predicted model, not a curated record. Gene Ontology annotation, cellular component: mitochondrion; cytoplasm. Bases 198 to 2006 code for a protein of 602 amino acids. Gene Ontology annotation, biological process: tRNA methylation; tRNA wobble uridine modification.